GUGUGACGUGUCUUGUGAACUUUCAAAACUAAGCAUGCAGAGGCCACUGGGAAUUCCAAACAGACCAGAUGAAGGUGGCACAGUCGGGAGAACAGUGAGAGUUACUUCAAAUUGUUGGGACCUUGCUUUCCAUCAGAAGACGGUAUAUUUGUACUUUGUUGAGGCGAUCUCAGUAUACCGUCUGGACUCAAAGGAGGGCAGUAAGACGGAGAUAAGAAUGCCACCGAGGGAGUUGCGAUCUCUGACACAACAAGUAGCUAGCUCCUUUCCAGAUACGGUGGUAUAUGAUGGAGGGCACGCAAUAUACUCUGAAGACCCGUUAACGGGUGUUACAACGGACCCUGUGGAGAAGGAGAUGGAGAUCGAAGACCCGCUUGGUCGUGAUCGCCUUCUCCUAAAGUAUCGUAUUAUGGAAGUACAGCGAGUGUCUACUUCUGAUGUUGAUCAUUUUAUAAAGAAUCCGAAGGCGACUUCGAUGAAUAUGCCCCAGGAGUCCAUCAGGCUACUGGAUUGUAUUCUGAAAACAGUCUCUAGACAGUCGUUCGUUUCUGUUGGACGUUCAGCCCUGUUCGAGGCGAAACCGAUUAGAGUUGUCGCGGAUAAACUCUUCAGCAUCCAUAAAGGUUUUAUUAGUAGUGUGCGACCUCAGUGGAAGGUCCGUGUAAACUUGGAUAUGACGUGCAAGGCGUACUUUACGUCUGAGAAUUUGGCGUUGUUAUUUCCGCGUUGUUGAUGAUGCACUAGGACUGAGUACUGACGACGUGAUGAUGUUGCUUACUCAUGAUGCAAGAGGCGGAGAGAAGUCGAGGAGAAGGAGGAGGAGCAUGUUGAAUGAGUGCUCGUUAGGUGAUUUCCACUGUCAGCAGCUAACUUAGUUAGCUUUCUCAACACUGGAAACUGAUUUCCAUCUGCACACAGGGAUACGUUGGAAACUAGGGAUGAGAAUGGAAGCAUGAUAUUAGACGAGUUGUUUGGUUCGAGGUGUCUGAUAUCCGUUGUGUUAGCC
Molecule: messenger RNA, 1006 nt
Organism: Trichobilharzia szidati
Lineage: Eukaryota; Metazoa; Platyhelminthes; Trematoda; Strigeidida; Schistosomatidae
Source: the annotation of a GenBank genome assembly